Messenger RNA from Histoplasma mississippiense, 1659 nucleotides. RefSeq lists its product as hypothetical. The record is from RefSeq and is a predicted model, not a curated record. The transcript has 4 exons. Gene Ontology annotation, biological process: protein peptidyl-prolyl isomerization; protein folding; protein polyubiquitination. NCBI's taxonomy places the organism in Eukaryota, Fungi, Ascomycota, Eurotiomycetes, Onygenales, Ajellomycetaceae. Gene Ontology annotation, molecular function: peptidyl-prolyl cis-trans isomerase activity; ubiquitin-ubiquitin ligase activity. The coding region runs from base 1 to 1659 and encodes 552 amino acids. Gene Ontology annotation, cellular component: catalytic step 2 spliceosome.
AUGGGAAAAGAAUGGGCAUCCGAAGAUGCAUACUCCGCCAGCGCCGGUUCCGGGCCUUUCUCACAUCCCGUUUGCACACUCUCCGGUACUCUAUUCGACCUCACGAAUAUAAUUCCUUGGAUUAAGAAACAUGGCACAAAUCCCGUCGACGGCACCCCUCUCAGAAGCUCUGACCUAAUUAAACUGAAUUUUGCGAAAAAUGACGAAGGCGAAUAUGUUGACCCCGUCACGUAUAAAGCAUUUACGGAUAAUACGCAUAUUGUGGCUUUGAAACCAUCAGGAAACGUUUUUGCGUGGGAUACGUUAGACAAACUAAAUGUCAAGGCAAAAAUGUGGAGGGAUUUGGUGACGGAUGAAGAGUUUGGACGGAAGGAUAUCAUCACGCUACAGGAUCCGCAGAAUAUCCAGUCUCGAGAUCUUAGUUCUUUUAAAUUUCUAAUAGAUGGGGAAAGCGGUUUAUCAGAUGAACAGUUGCGGGAACAAAGAAGUACCGUGAACAUGAAUGCUAUGGGGAGCUCGGCGAGGAUUUUGAAGGCAAAAGAGGCUGUAUCGAAAGCACGCGCGGAACGCGAACAAAAAGCACACGCUACCGCUCUUGAAAAAUCGAAAGAGAAGGAUACCACAGUUUUGGGCAAAAAUAGUUCCACGAAAGCCUCAAUGAAUCAAAACAAGAAACCAACGCCAUACAACGCCGCAAAACAUACAACAGGACUUGCAGCUGCUUCCUUUACCAGCACUGGUAUCACCCCUCACACAUCUGCUGACCUUGCUCUGCUCACCGAUGAACAAUACAUGCUGCAUCGGGGCCGUGUUAAUAUCAAGGGAUACGCGCGCAUUAGUACAACGAUGGGGGAUCUCAACCUUGAACUCCAUACAGAACAUGCACCCAAGGCUGUUUGGAGCUUUAUUCAGUUAGCUAAGAAGGGAUAUUAUAAUGAUGUCACUUUUCACCGAAACAUUAAAGGCUUCAUGAUUCAAGGUGGUGAUCCAACUGGUACUGGCAGAGGUGGUGAAAGUAUCUGGGGGAAGAACUUUGAGGAUGAGAUCGAGGGACCGUUCAAACAUGAUGCCAGAGGGACGGUGAGCAUGGCUAAUAAAGGCAAAAAUACGAAUAGUAGCCAAUUCUUCAUUGCCUACCGUGCCCUCCCCCAUCUAAAUCUCAAGCACACCAUAUUCGCUCGUCUAAUCGACGACCCUUCGCCAUCAUCUACAACCUUAAACGCCCUCGAAAUUUCCCCAGUGGAUUCCACCAACAAGCCCAUCACGCCUAUCCGUAUCAUCAACGUUACAAUCUUUGUCGACCCAUUUGAAGAAUUCCUAAGCCAGAAACGCGCAGAAGAUGAAGCGCAAACAGGCGCUGGCCCUGAUCCUUCGAAUGGUUCCAGUUCAAGAGACGGCCAAAGCGACGACCAACUAACCUGGACAGGCAAGCGGGUACGAACUGGAGGUGUGGCAAAUAGCGCUGCAUCCUCUGGUGGAAAUAUGGGUGUGGGGAGAUAUCUUAAAGCAGCUACUGCCGCCACCGCCGCCGCUCAAAAAAAGGCGAGUGAAGACGAAAUUGCAGAAUUUAUCGACGAGGAGCCCGAUCUUGAACAUGCGAGAAAGAAAUUCAAAGCUGCGAAUGGAGGCGGUGGGUUCGGUAAUUUCGAUAGUUGGUGA